Molecule: messenger RNA, 990 nt
Organism: Rangifer tarandus platyrhynchus (Svalbard reindeer)
Lineage: Eukaryota; Metazoa; Chordata; Mammalia; Artiodactyla; Cervidae
Source: the annotation of a GenBank genome assembly
AUGUCAGCCGAGGCCUCGGGCCCGGCGGCGGCCGAGGCGCCGUCCCUGGAGGUCGCUAAGCCCUCGGGUCUCGAGCCUGGCUCCGUCGCCUACGGUCUCAAGCCACUGACCACGAACAGCAAGUACGUGAAGCUAAACGUGGGCGGCUCGUUGCACUACACCACGCUGCGCACCCUCACCGGACAGGAGUCCAGGCUCAAGGCCAUGUUCAGCGGCCGCGCGGAGGUGCUCACUGACGCCGGAGGUUGGGUGCUGAUUGACCGGAGCGGCCGCCAUUUUGGUACAAUUCUCAACUACCUGCGGGACGGGUCUGUGCCUCUGCCUGAGAGCACCAGAGAGCUGGGGGAGCUGCUGGGCGAAGCCCGCUACUACCUGGUGCAGGGACUGAUUGAGGACUGCCAACUGGCACUGCAGCAAAAAAGGGAGAACGUGUCCCCGCUGUGCCUCAUCCCCACGGUGACAUCUCCCCGGGAGGAGCAGCAGCUCCUGGCUAGCACCUCCAAGCCCGUGGUGAAGCUCCUGCACAACCGCAGUAACAACAAGUACUCCUACACCAGCACUUCAGAUGACAACCUACUUAAGAACAUCGAGCUGUUUGACAAACUGGCCCUGCGCUUCCACGGGCGGCUGCUUUUCCUCAAGGAUGUUCUGGGGGACGAGAUCUGCUGCUGGUCUUUCUACGGGCAGGGCCGCAAAAUCGCCGAGGUGUGCUGCACCUCCAUUGUCUAUGCCACGGAGAAGAAGCAGACCAAGGUGGAAUUCCCAGAGGCCCGGAUCUUUGAGGAGACCCUGAACAUCCUGAUCUACGAGACUCCCCGAGGCCCAGACCCAGCCCUCCUGGAGGCCACAGGGGGUGCAGCUGGAGGUGGCGGGGCUGGCCGAGGGGAGGAUGAGGAGAACCGAGAGCACCGUGUCCGCAGGAUCCACGUCCGGCGCCACAUCACCCACGAUGAGCGUCCUCAUGGCCAACAGAUUGUCUUCAAGGACUGA